This is a messenger RNA of Knipowitschia caucasica, 645 nucleotides long. The record is from the annotation of a GenBank genome assembly. NCBI's taxonomy places the organism in Eukaryota, Metazoa, Chordata, Actinopteri, Gobiiformes, Gobiidae.
AUGACACAGUUUCGACAACGGCACAAUUUAAGCCACAAUCAGUCCGACUUGGCGGUAUCGGUGGCAGACUGUGCGUGUGUCGUCUGCCGCCACGACUCCGUGAAGCUGAUCAAGUUCGCGGACGACACCACCCUCAUUGGACUCAUCUCCAACAACGAUGAGUCCGCCUACAGGAGGGAGGUGGACCGGCUGGUGUCCUGGUGCAGUGGUAACAACCUGGAGCUGAACGCCCAGAAGACAGUGGAGAUGAUUGUGGACUUCAGGAAGAGCACUGUCCCCCCGCCCCCACCCUCCGUGAUGGACUCCCCCAUCACCUCUGUGGAGUCCUUCCGUUUCCUGGGCACCACCAUCACCCAGGACCUCAAGUGGGAGCCGACCAUCAGCUCCCUCAUCAAGAAGGCCCAGCAGAGGAUGUACUUCCUGCGGCAGCUCAGGAAAGCCAAGCUGCCUGCACAGAUGUUGGUGCAGUUCUACACGGCCAUCAUCGAGUCCAUCCUCACCUCCUCCAUCACCGUGUGGUUCGCUGGAGCCACAGUCAGGGACAAACAGAGACUACAGCGCAUUGUGCGCUCUGCAGAGGAAGUGAUCGGCCGCAGCCUUCCAUCGCUGCAGGACCUGCAGGAGGCUGCGGUCCAUCAGGACUAG